Messenger RNA from Astrephomene gubernaculifera, 492 nucleotides. NCBI's taxonomy places the organism in Eukaryota, Viridiplantae, Chlorophyta, Chlorophyceae, Chlamydomonadales, Astrephomenaceae. The record is from the annotation of a GenBank genome assembly.
ACCGCUAAAGCCCUCAGAUGUUCACAUAAAACCAGGAUAAUAAAACACAUACCUUUUGGGGUUUGGUGGUGCUCUUACUAUUUCCGGCAAAGUCGUUGGCGUUAAAGUUCACUCAAGACCGCUAGGGCCUAACAGCUUAAAACAAUGCAGCUUGCAGCCUCGCUAGCGUCUGCAAGCAGUGGGUGCCUUGUUGCACGCGUCCAGUGGUUGCCCUCGCUGCGAGUCGCUCCUCGACUUCAACGUUCACGCCUCGCCCACGCCCGCACGAGCAUGCCGACGAGCGAGCCAGCGGGCACAGAAGCAGCUGCGCUCAAGCCUCAAAUGCCUGCGGAUGUUCCAUCCACUGGCGUCCCAGCUGACGCCGAGCCCAUCGAGCAAGUCGAAUCCGGCGACAUCCAUGCAAGCAAGGAGCUGUUUGAGGAGCUGUUGGAUUCGAGCACUUUCGGCACUCGCGGAGAGGGCUGGCUGGCAGCCCAGCUCCUGGCCAUCCUG